Molecule: messenger RNA, 1289 nt
Organism: Megachile rotundata (alfalfa leafcutting bee)
Lineage: Eukaryota; Metazoa; Arthropoda; Insecta; Hymenoptera; Megachilidae
Biological process (GO): regulation of actin filament polymerization; negative regulation of apoptotic process
Cellular component (GO): actin cytoskeleton; clathrin-coated vesicle; apical plasma membrane
Source: RefSeq, a predicted model, not a curated record
GGUGAACCUUCUUAGUCUGUCAAGGUGCGCGAACAGGUUCGAUCAUUUGCGAAGGAAAGUUCAGGUUAUCUCCAACGUAUACGAAGAAAAUAUACAAAGAAAUACCGUGACUGUCAGCAAGUUACGUGUAUACUAAAUAAAGCUGAAGAAAUGCCAUUUUGGAACUUUAUUCAAAAUUUAUUUGGUUUAGAUAAUUCUAAAGAACCUACCAUCAAAGGAUUUUUUGGCUAUCAAAAUAAUGACAGCUUUAAUGAUUCAUUUUGGCAACAUAAUGAAGAUGAAUGCAAUGUUAGGUCUUCAAAUUUGUAGCCCAUUUUGCAGGAGGAAUAGCCAAUUUAAUGUUUUUAACGACCCAUUUGAAAUGUCACGAUAUUUUGAAUCUCAAAUAGAUCAUAUGUUAAAGGAUUUCAUGGUUGGAUUUGCUAAUGAAGGAUUUCAUACAUUUACAAAUUCAACUCCAUUCAUUUCUCCACAUCAGGAGAAUUUGCGUGAUAAAAUGUUGAAACCCAAUUGUGAUAUUUUAAGUCCAGCAGUACCAAAGAAGGAUUCAGACUUAGAUGGAAAGAUUACUCCAGACAAUUUCUCUAAAGUUUGGGAUAAGCAAGAACCAAUUCUAGUACAAGAACCUAAACCAUUCAUAACUGGAAAAUGUAUAACAAAAGAAUAUGUGCGUGGACCUGAUGGCACUGUAAAGCAAAAACAAACAAUUCGAGAUCAUGAAGGAAAUGAGGAAACAACUAUAUCACAACGCACUGGUGACAAAAUAUACACAGUUGUUGUAAAAAAGGACAAGAAUGGAGUAGAAACCAAAACUGAAAAUUUUAUCAAUACAGAUGGUAGUGAAUUGACAGAUGGAAACUCGUUUUUAAAAAAUGAACCUAGCUUCAAUAAUAUUGAUUUAAAUUUCUUUUCUUGGGAAAAGUUCUUUAAUCCCAAUCCAAAAUUAUAAACAUGUCAGAUAUAAUUUAUUUAGAAAUUGAUACAUUGUAAAAUACUAAUAACUGAUAUUGUUAAAAUUGUAUAGUUAAAUAAUUUAGAAUAUAUAUAUAUAUACAAAUGUAAUAUAUAAUAAAUUUAUUUAACAACUUCAAUUUAUUCAGUUUAUGGAAUAUUUAAGAAUAAGAAAGGCAUAAAAAAAUUGUUGGGAUGGGAUGAUGAUUUGGACACACUUAUUUCAUACAAAUAAAAUAAUUCGAUUUAAAAAUAUUUCAUUUAUUGUACAAUAUAACUGUACAAAUAAAAAAGUUUGGACUGAUCAAUUACAAUCCUUGUGUUUAGUCGAAUAAACC